AUGGCGCCAGAGUAUGGAGAUACAACGGCGAACGAAGCGCUGUCAGAGCAACACAGCCACUCUAUCUACCAGCCUGAUGAUGAUUACAUCUCGGAAGUAUCGAUGUCCACAAGCGACGAAGUCGAACUGGACCACUUGAAUCCAGACGUCGCGCGGUCAGACGAUGAAGAGGCAGGACUCACAACUAAAGAAAGAAGCAGAAGAAAGCGGCGACGGAGGCGAAGUAUGGACUCGGAUGCUCGAAUUCUUGGUAAUUCACAUGCAUCACAAUUGGGUCAAAAGACUGCAGACCGCACUGUUAUCAGAGAGUUGUUCCUCAAUUCGCUAUUGGUCGGAUCGUGGUACCUCUUUUCGCUCUCGAUUUCCAUCUACAAUAAGUGGAUGUUCACACCAAAAUAUCUCGACUUUCACUUCCCCCUUUUCACCACUAGUUUGCAUAUGCUAGUGCAACUUGGCCUGGCAACACUAGUCCUCUACUUUGUUCCCCAUCUUCGUCCAAGCGAAAACGGUAGUGACGAAACACACGGGCAUGCACCAGCUAGACGGGACUCGACACCCCCUGAAAAGUCUGUAAUGACUCGAAGCUUCUACCUCACGCGCAUCGCUCCAUGUGGUGCUGCGACUGGCCUAGAUAUAGGUCUUGGGAAUAUGAGCUUGAAAUUUAUCACUUUGACUUUUUAUACAAUGUGCAAAUCUUCCUCAUUAGCCUUCGUUCUCACAUUCGCAUUCAUUUUUCGACUUGAAAAUCCCUCAGUAAAAUUGAUUACAGUCAUCGUCGCCAUGACGAUCGGUGUAAUUAUGAUGGUAGCUGGUGAAGUAGAUUUUGACGCCCUUGGAUUCGCUCUUGUCAUCCUUGCCGCCUUCUUCUCAGGCUUCCGCUGGUCCCUUACCCAGAUAUUGCUUCUCAGAAGCCCAGCUACCAGCAAUCCCUUUAGCAGCAUAUUCUUUUUAGCACCAAUAAUGUUUUUCAGCUUAGCCCUGAUUGCCAUCCCAGUCGAGGGCCCACUGGACCUGGUGAAGGGUUUGACGGAUCUUGUCGAUGCGAAAGGAAUCUUUCUUGGGAUAUCAAUCUUGCUUUUUCCCGGGCUGUUGGCUUUUCUAAUGACAGCUUCGGAGUUCGCUUUGCUUCAGCGUACUUCAGUGGUUACGCUAAGUAUAUGCGGUAUCUUCAAGGAGGUGGUGACGAUCUCAGCAGCCGGAAUAGUUUUCCAUGACCCGCUUACACCUAUCAAUAUCUCUGGCUUGCUGAUCACGAUCGCUAGUAUUGCUGCCUAUAACUACUUGAAAAUUACGAAGAUGAGAGAAACAGCCCGACUUGAGGUGGCAGACACACGAAAAGGCGUAGGAGAGAAUGAGCUCGAGGCUGACCUAGAUGCGGCAGAGCCUAUGCUUCGAACACCAAGUGAAAGGCAUAGAAGUAUUAGUACGGUGAGAGCAUCAAGCGAGCGUUCACGGUCAUCAAACCGUGUCGUCUCAUCCAAAGACCCGAGAGUGGUUGAUUGA
Bacidia gigantensis is the source of this 1503-nucleotide messenger RNA. RefSeq lists its product as uncharacterized. The coding region runs from base 1 to 1503 and encodes 500 amino acids. The transcript has 3 exons. Gene Ontology annotation, cellular component: endoplasmic reticulum-Golgi intermediate compartment; Golgi apparatus; cis-Golgi network. The record is from RefSeq and is a predicted model, not a curated record. Gene Ontology annotation, molecular function: antiporter activity. Lineage: Eukaryota; Fungi; Ascomycota; Lecanoromycetes; Lecanorales; Ramalinaceae. Gene Ontology annotation, biological process: UDP-glucose transmembrane transport.